AUGGAUGUGCCCGAGCCAGACCAGUCGCCCUUCACUGCGGUGACAGCGCACACUUCCAAACUCACCAGACACUACCAAGCCUAUCUGGAUGCCUCCACUCCUUACGCUACCUACCGCUGGGUUGGAUCUGGUGUUCUCCUUCUCCUCUUCUUCCUGCGGAUCGUCUUCGCGCAAGGAUGGUAUAUCGUGGCCUACACCCUCGGCAUCUACCUCCUGAACCUCUUCCUCGCCUUCCUUACUCCCAAAUUCGACCCCUCCCUCACCCAAGACGAAGGACUUGAGGACGGCGACGCCGGCCCCAGCCUCCCUAGCAAAUCAGACGAUGAGUUCCGUCCUUUCAUCCGCCGUCUUCCCGAAUUCAAGUUCUGGCACUCGGCCACUCGCGCCAUCGCCAUCGGCUUCGUAUGCAGCUGGCUUCCCAUGUUCGAUAUCCCCGUCUUCUGGCCCGUUCUAGUGGUGUACUGGAUCAUCCUCUUCGUCUUGACGAUGCGUCGCCAGAUCCAGCACAUGAUCAAGUACCGCUAUGUGCCAUUCUCGUUUGGCAAGACGCGGUAUGGACGGUCAUGA
Penicillium odoratum is the source of this 567-nucleotide messenger RNA. RefSeq names its product Rer1 family protein. The record is from RefSeq and is a predicted model, not a curated record. Gene Ontology annotation, biological process: retrograde vesicle-mediated transport, Golgi to endoplasmic reticulum; protein retention in ER lumen. NCBI's taxonomy places the organism in Eukaryota, Fungi, Ascomycota, Eurotiomycetes, Eurotiales, Aspergillaceae. The transcript has 3 exons. The coding region runs from base 1 to 567 and encodes 188 amino acids. Gene Ontology annotation, cellular component: Golgi membrane.